GAAGAUUGUUCAUCCUUACUCUCUGACUGUAUAAUAGCGGAAUUUCUUACCUGAUACAUACCCUUUCUUCCCUCCACCUCCUCUUCCUUUUUCCUACAUCAUCCUCUUCUUUCUUACCAUUAUACAACACAAUUCCCUCUUCCUUCUUCUCUUCAGUCUCAUAAAGUACAGCACUCCAUAGGAAAAGACUGCUCCGAUCUCCGCAUCGCCGUCUGAGUCGCCUACCACCGCCGUUCUUCCCCGGCCUUGAAGGUCGAGUCAUCUUCGCCGUACCUCUACCACCCACAUCAAUUACAAUGUCUGGAUCUCCUCCAGAGGACUCCAGGGGCAAGGCCUUCGCUGGUGGAAAGGUCCUUGACAUCGAUGGUCACAAUCUGCCACCUUCUCCGGCACCCAGCACUCCCCGCAAUGGCAGGAAAUAUAACCUCAUGACCGAGCUGGUGUACACCGAGAGCACCGAUCAGUACAAUGCUAGCAGUGUUCCUAUUUAUCAGUCUGCAACCUUCAAGCAAGAUUCUGCAUCCGGUGGCGGUCAAGAAUAUGACUACACACGAUCCGGCAACCCUACACGCACACACCUCGAACGUCACCUCGCAAAGAUCAUGAACGCGAACCGCGCGCUCGCCGUAUCGUCGGGUAUGGGUGCCCUUGACGUCAUCACGCGACUCCUACGACCCGGAGACGAAGUCGUGACCGGAGACGACUUGUACGGAGGAACAAACAGACUCUUGAAAUAUCUCUCUACACAUGGCGGAAUCGUUGUACACCACGUUGAUACCACCAACCCAGAGACGGUGCAAGCGGCUGUCAACAACAAGACUGCAAUGGUCCUUCUGGAAACUCCCACGAACCCGCUCAUCAAGAUCGUGGAUAUCUCUACCAUUGCAGCUGCAGCUCACGCAGCGAACCCUACCGCCGUAGUUGCUGUCGACAACACCAUGCUUUCUCCCAUGCUUCUGAACCCCCUCGAUCUCGGGGCUGAUAUCGUCUACGAAUCCGGUACUAAGUACUUGUCGGGCCACCACGACUUGAUGGCUGGUGUCAUCGCUAUCAAUGACACUGCCCUCGGGGAGAAACUAUUCUUCACAAUCAACGCUUCGGGUUGCGGUCUCUCGCCAUUUGAUUCUUGGCUACUUCUCCGUGGUGUAAAGACGCUUGGUGUUCGCAUGGAGAAGCAGCAAGCCAAUGCCAUGCGCGUGGCUACGUUCCUUGAGUCUCACGGUUUCAAGGUCCGAUAUCCUGGGCUGAAGUCUCAUCCCCAGUAUGAUCUGCAUUGGAGUAUGGCCCGCGGUGCUGGCGCCGUUCUCGCCUUCGAAACUGGUGACGUUCAUGUUUCGGAGAGAAUCGUCGAGUCCGCGAGGUUGUGGGCCAUCUCCGUCAGCUUCGGAUGUGUGAACUCAUUGAUCAGCAUGCCCUGCCGCAUGAGCCACGCGUCCAUUGACGAGAAGACCAGGCGGGAGCGCAAUAUGCCUGAGGACAUCAUCAGGCUAUGCGUUGGCAUUGAAGAUGCUGACGAUUUGGUAGAUGAUCUUAGCCGCGCUCUUGUUCAAGCCGGUGCCGUCAAUAUCACCACCGAUGGAUUCCGUGCCCUUGGCUCGGGAAAUACCGUCGGAGAUGCGUCCUCCAGCGAGUCCUCAUAGGAUCCGCAUUGGAAUCCGCAGCCAUGUUCUCAUGAAAGGCCCUCUGUCCUUCCCGCUACUAUCUUCAUCCCCGCUAUCCAUCAUCCCCGCCCCAAAGUCACCUCUGCCACGUUUUGUAUAAAACUGGUAACGUGAUACAUCAUGUCCUGUUAUUUUUACAUUGAAAUGUCAGUGUAAAAAGAUCUGAGCCGUUCCCUUCAUCACCCUCUCUGACCAAGUCACCUCUGUUGUUAUCUCUCGCGGGGCCCCCUUCACGAGUUCUAACAUUAACGUGAUACCACCAUUUUUUGGAUUAUCUUCUUUCGGUGCUGCAUCCGUAGCUAGGAGUUGUGCAUAUAGUUUCUGUCUCCCUCGGCUGCCUUGGACAACAUAUCGAAAAAAAAGCUAGACAAAAAUAAUUCCUUAUAUCCAAGAAAUAUAA
This is a messenger RNA of Aaosphaeria arxii CBS 175.79, 2061 nucleotides long. Its product is annotated as cystathionine beta-lyase-like protein. Bases 297 to 1640 code for a protein of 447 amino acids. Gene Ontology annotation, cellular component: cytoplasm. The record is from RefSeq and is a predicted model, not a curated record. Lineage: Eukaryota; Fungi; Ascomycota; Dothideomycetes; Pleosporales. The transcript is spliced from 3 exons. Gene Ontology annotation, molecular function: pyridoxal phosphate binding. Gene Ontology annotation, biological process: transsulfuration; 'de novo' L-methionine biosynthetic process.